UAUCGUCUUCUCCCUUAUUAUGAAGGCUCAUAAAGUGUACUUUUUUUAUCAAUUUAAAGCCGGCCGUACAAAUAUGCUACUAUAGGCUUCCAAAUGGACGUUAUAUUAAUUACCAAAACAAUCACAACGAGACACAAAAUAAGUCACCAAUUAUGAAAGCCUAAAGGCAACAACUAAUUAGUAACUAAACAAAGCAUGGUCAACUUAAUCUUAUUAAUUAAUCUAAGUACAACAAGCACCAAUUAUUUGAAAUAUCACUUGAAUACAAUCCUUUAUUAUCGAUACAAUAAUCAUCAUACAUUAUUUUACAUGGCAUGACAGUCACCCAAUGAAAAAUAGACAAUCUGAUCGACUAAACGUAACUGAGACCAACGAAACGAAUAUUUGAUAAACUCACUCAUAUUGGUUGAUCCAAACAUUCGCUCCAAAGCCAUGAUUCUCAAGAAUGACUCUAUACGGUUCAAACCAAUAGGUUCAUUAUCUAACAUUUAUGGGCAUCCACGAUCCAAUUUUAGGGCAUCAAUAUGCUUAAGUAAAAACAAAGUGUAGCAUUUAAUUUAAUGUGUGUUAGUUAAGAGCUAGUAACAUGUAUUUGAUUACAUUAGUUGGUCAAGAAAAAAGCCAACUAUUUGCAUACUUUCCAUUUUUAUAUAGAAUGUACCCUUGUCUUCAACUUGAAGGAGAAGAUAAGUACUGAAGUUUUCUUGUUAGGUGCAUGAUUAGUUCUUCCUACAAUACGUUAUACCACAUAAAUCACAUAUAAAUGAUAGAUUGAAAUCACGUUUGGUGUGAAUUUUAUGCUACACCUCCUCUUGAAGAAAGGAUAAUCCAUCGAUUAGUUUGAACUUUGUAUGAAUUUAUUAUGACUCACUUUUAUAUUGCUAAAAUAAUAUAAAAUUGUGAGGAUUCGAAAAUGAAACUUUUGGUCAAUUCAUUAAAUAUUAUGUUGGUAGGUAGUUUAUUCUAAUAAUGUAUGUUGUUAAAGAAAGUCGAAGUUUUCAUAAUGUAUCUUCCUCUUACCUCUCAAACAAAAACUAGUAUGCUAGAUGUGAAGUCGACAACUCAAUAUAUCGUCAAUGCUAACAAUCAACAUUCAUGUUAUCAAAUUUCUGAAACAAAAUACUACGUACAAUGUAAGUCACUCCAAUAACUCGAGUUUUCCAGAAAACUUUUCCCCACCGGCCACCCGUACUAAACUGGUUUUGGUCCAUGUGUGGGUUCGCACACAUCACUUUCGAAUUUAAGAUCUCAUUAGUCUCGAGUGAUGGGAAAGAACAAAGAAGAUGGGGAAAACUAAAGCCAAAAAGGGCUCUAGCUUGUUGUGAAGGUUAUAGCCAAUUUCAUGAUAACAAGGGCAUAGUACUAUAGCCCCACACCACACCCUUGUUUCAUUGGCCAAAUGCAUGCCUCUUCCUUACCAACUCAAAUCACCAAUCUUUGCUUAUACCCCAAAGCAUCCAAACUGCAACAACUUCCCUUUAGGCCCUCUCCUAUCUUUCUUCAAUAUAGAUGACUUGGAUUCCUUGUGAUUCAAGAAAGGUGAUGGGAAUCAUUGAAAUGAAUAGAUUAGAGUAUUCUUGUUAUCAGAGAGUCUCUAGCUUUCUCACUCUUACUCCUCUACUCACCAGUUAAUCAUUAUGUCAUUACCCCCCACAACCCAUAUAAGCCUUCUCUUUAAACCAAACCCAGCAAAAUAACAGAAACAACUGUACACCCAUUUCAAAAACCCACCAGAAAGUUCUCAACUUUGGUUGCAGAGCUAUGAUCCCUUCAUCUCCUUCCAAGAUACUAAUUGGGAUCCCACUGGACCCAGAGGAAAGCAAUGAGCUUCUCUCUUGGGCCAUUCGAGUUCUUGCUAGCCCUUGUGACACCAUUGUUGCCAUCAAUGUGGUUGUUGAUGAGGAGCAGCCAAAGAAGAAGAAGGCUAAGAAGGGAAGUAGUGGUAGUAAGAGGGUGCAGUCCCGGGUUCGACAAGCGAAAACUCAUGUGAUUUCUGUGCUUGGAGAGUAUGCUUGGUGUUGCCAAUCCAAGCAGAUAAACUUGGAGGCAAAAGUUGGAUUCGGAUCGAGCAUUGAAGCUGGUCUGGUUCAUGAGUCGAACUCGAUUUCUGCUGACUACCUUGUUCUUCCUGGCUUGAGAAGCAGGUCCAACAGGACUUGGCAUGAGGUCAUCAAGUAUUGUUUUGAGCAUGCUGCUGAGGGGUGCUCAGUCAUCUCAAUUGGGAAGUCUCAACAACCAAAUCUCAACUCUGCUCUCCUCAAAGAAGUCCAUCAAUCAAGGUCAGAGUGGUUAAGGAAGGCAAAUGAUGACAGCAGCAGUCAAGGCUCCCCAGCCAGUGAAGAUCAUGAUAAGGAGAAUCUCACUACGAGACAGAAUGAUUCUCCUAGGACGGUGUUGGAAGGGGAAUCAUCAUAUUCAUCUCACAGCAGCAGUAAUGAAGAUGAGGUUUCCAGCAUCUCAGGUUCAACAGCUACAACAGGAACAGAAGAUCUCCCUUCCAAGUUGAUUCACAGCUCAAAGUCAAGAAGGCAAAUAAUGUCUCCUUAUACGGCCAUCAGCUCAUUCUUGACUUCAUCUUUCAGAAGAAGAAGAACUCAAAGCUUCUCUGGCAAACCUAAGCUAGUUCUACAACAUCAACAUCAGCAGCCUUUGCUCAAAUGCUUUACAUACGAGGAAAUCGCACAAGCCACCAGCGAUUUCCAUCCAGGGAAUCUAGUAGGAGUAGGAGGGUACUCAGAAGUGUAUAGAGGAGAUCUUCCUGAUGGAACAACCAUUGCAGUGAAAAGGUUAGCUAAGGACAACACAGAUGCUAGAAAGGAGAAAGAGUUCCUCACAGAAUUAGGGAUCAUAGGCCAUAUCUGCCAUCCCAAUACAGCAACUCUAGUUGGCUGCUGCAUUGAAAAUGGGUUCUACCUCAUCUUAAGCUUCUCUCAGAAUGGGAAUUUGGCCUCUGCAUUGCAUGGCAAAACAGAAGAGGUGCUUGAAUGGGAUACAAGGUACAGAAUAGCUCUUGGAGUUGCAAGAGGACUGCAUUACUUACACAAAUGCUGCAAGCAUCGCAUAAUACACCGCGACAUCAAGGCCUCCAACGUUCUCCUUGGACCUGACUAUGAACCUCAGAUAACUGAUUUUGGGCUGGCAAAAUGGCUUCCAAACAAGUGGACACACCAUGCUGUGAUCCCAAUUGAGGGAACAUUUGGUUACUUAGCUCCAGAGUACUUCAUGCAUGGGAUUGUGGAUGAGAAGACAGAUGUCUACUCCUUUGGAAUUCUGCUGCUAGAGAUCAUCUCUGGGAGAAGGCCUGUUGAUUCCUCUAUGCAGAACCUUCUCUUAUGGGCAAAGCCACUGAUGGAAUCUGGGAAUGUAGCUGAACUGGCUGACCCAAAACUGGAGGGCAAGUAUGAAGCAGACCAAAUGUACAGAGUUGUGCUAACAGCUUCAUACUGUGUUAGGCAGUCUGCAGCAUGGCGACCAUCAAUGAGUGAGGUCUUGGAGCUUUUGACCACUGGCCAACAAGAUUCUGAAGUUGCCAAGAGCAGGAGAAUACCGAAGUUUACAUCUGAUGAAUUGGAUGAUUUCUCCAUGGUUUAUGGAUAUGAUGUCCCUCUAGAGAUUGACUUGGAGGAGUAUUUGUGAGCAAAAAUAGAAAAGCAUUCAGCUUUCAGAAAAUUUUUGUAGUUUUCUUCUAACUUAUGCAUACAUACAUUGACCUAGGGACAAACCUCGAUCUAAUCCGCAUCAGACUGAAUCAUAUUAAGUUCACAUUUGGAUCGAGUCCAAUAAGAUGAAGUAUAUUUUUGAAAAUGGUCUAGUACGAUUCAUCAUCGUUGUAGUUCAAUUUGGACCGAAUCGGACCAUGUCUAGCCCUACAUAUUUUACUUGGAUCAUAACAUUUGUAUCAUUGAUUAAAUUUAAUGAAAGUAC
This is a messenger RNA of Linum trigynum, 3924 nucleotides long. The record is from the annotation of a GenBank genome assembly. Lineage: Eukaryota; Viridiplantae; Streptophyta; Magnoliopsida; Malpighiales; Linaceae.